Messenger RNA from Drosophila albomicans, 2183 nucleotides. It is a transcript of the gene Traf6, whose product is annotated as TNF receptor-associated factor 6. NCBI's taxonomy places the organism in Eukaryota, Metazoa, Arthropoda, Insecta, Diptera, Drosophilidae. Gene Ontology annotation, biological process: protein K63-linked ubiquitination; regulation of canonical NF-kappaB signal transduction; tumor necrosis factor-mediated signaling pathway. The record is from RefSeq and is a predicted model, not a curated record. Gene Ontology annotation, molecular function: protein binding. The transcript has a single exon. Gene Ontology annotation, cellular component: plasma membrane signaling receptor complex. The coding region runs from base 126 to 1589 and encodes 487 amino acids.
GUUUUGCAACACUGCACACACACACACCGCACACACAGCAUCAAUAUUUUUGUGGAUUCAUCUCACACAAAAAGUUUUUUUUUGUUGCAAAUUUUAGGCGAAUUCUUGUUGUUUAUUUUGCUGCCAUGCAGCGCACAACACAAGAACAGAAGCACUUGAAGCUGCAACAGCAGCAACAACACGCAGAGCAGCAGCAUCAUCAUCACCAUCAUCAUCACCAACAACAGCAGCAGCACCAGCAACAACAGCAGCACAAUAGCAAUAAUAGCAACAAUAGCAAUGGUAUUCGCAUCGCUGGCAGCAACAAUACAACGACCACGCCCACAACAACAACCAGUGGCGCCCAUGGAAUAACACCACCGCGCACACUGGCAUUGAAUCAAAAUUAUGCUGCCUCUGACACAUCAGGUGAACAUGAAGGCGACACCGAUUAUCCGGACUCACGUUAUGAGUGCGCCAUUUGCAUCGAUUGGCUCAAUGAGCCGGUGCUGACAUCGUGCGGCCAUCGCUUCUGCAAGAGCUGCCUUAGCGAUUGGCUAGAGAAUCACAAUCAAUGUUGUCCACUGGACAACAAACAACUCUCCACGGACCAGGACAUCUUCCCCGACAAUUAUACGCGUCGUGAGAUCGAGCAACUGAAGCACAAAUGCCCCAAUUCCCCGCACGGCUGUGCGGUCAUCGCCUCACCCAUUGAGCUGCAUCGCCACUUGCCCAGUUGUCCAUAUCGACGCCAGCAGCAGCAGCAGCCGCUGGAGGAGAAAUGCCCGUUUGCUAGCAUCAAGUGCGACUUUGUAGGACGACCGGAGACAAAUCAGCUGGAGGAGCAUCUGAAGACCGAUAUGCCAUUGCACAUGCAACUCAUGUUGCAGGCAUUCCAGCAAACUGCGAUUGCCAGCUGGCAGCCGCACAAACCAUCGUCCAGCCUGGAGAAUGGACACAAGCAUGAUGCGGCUGCGGCUGCUGCUGCCGGACAAUUGCCGCCGCCGCCGCAAUAUGCGAACAACGGUGUGGACGAGCAGAUUGUGCAGACAAUGUAUCAGCGCAUUGUGGUGCUGGAGCAGCGCACACGGGAGCAGGAGACACGCAUCGAGAAUCUGCAGAAGCAGCUGCGACAUCAGCAAUCCCAAGUGGAUGCACGCUACAGCAAUGGCACCAUUGUGUGGCAACUGGAGCAGCUGAGUGCUCUCGUCGAACGUUUGCGUGCCAAUGCCAACAAUCAGGUGUAUUCACACGAAUGCUAUACGUCGCCAUACGGCUACAAGUUUUGUGCCCGGCUCAACAUACAGCCGAGUAAGCCGCAGGUGUUGAGUUUGCAUGUGCAUCUGAUGCAAUCGGAGAAUGAUUUCCAUUUGGAUUGGCCAUUCAAGGGACGGAUUAAGCUGUGCAUGGUGCAUCCGGCGGAUGCGAAUCUAUCGCAACACGACACGAUCAUGACCAAGCCGAAGAUUCGCGCAUUCCAUCAGCCGCACGAAGCGAUUAGCACUCGAGGAUUUGGAUUCUUGGAGUAUGCCAACAUAUCGAACAUUAUGCACUUGGGCUUCUGUGCCGACGAUCGAUUGCUCAUCAAGAUCGAGAUCAACAUUGUCUAACCGCAACAACAGUAAUAAUAUUAAUAGUUGUAGUAGUAGUAGGCGCAUAUAUAUUAUAUUUGUAUAUUUUAUAGUACAUCUAGAAUUAGAAAAAAUUCAAAAGAUACGAGAGAGAGAGAGAAUGAGGAAAAGAACGUAUUUAGUCACUAAACCACAUCACAGCCAAGCAAUUUUUAUAUAGUAUACAGAUAUACACACAUAAUAUAUACAGCGAUCUAUUACAACGAUUACAAUUCGAAUCAGGCAAUUUUUGAAAUAUAUUUACAAGCGCUUCACUCUCCUCAAUUCCAUUACAAAUUGGCUAUACUCAAUUUAUGUCUAGAAUACUAUUAUAUUAUAUUAAUCUACUAUCAUUCCGUCGUAUAUCCUGUGUCCUAGUCUCAUAAUGUACUUAACAUUCCAACACACGCAAAAACUUCCAUUUUGUUGUAUUUUCUUUUUUUUUAUUGUUUUAAGCUUAUUUUUUUGUUUUUAUUUUUGUAACUGUGAAGCAGUAUCAUAUAUAUAUACAUAUAUAGAAAUAAUUAUACAUACGUAUUUGUAGCAUAGCGAGCGCCGCACAAAAAUUGAAUAAAGGACACUUUUGUACCGACA